AUGCCCAAGAGAAAGGCUGAAGGAGAGGCUAAAGGAGAUAAAUCCAAGGUGAAGGAUGAGCCACAGGGAAGAUCUGCAAGGUUAUCUGCUAAACCUGCUCCUCCCAAGCCAGAGCCCAAGCCUAAAAAGACCCCUGCAAAGAAGGGAGAGAAGGCACCCAACGGGAAAAGGGGGAAAGCUGAUGCUGGCAAGGAUGGAAAUAACCCCGCAGAUAAUGGAGACCAAGCACAGAAAGCUGAAGGUGCUGGAGAUGCCAAGUGA
Molecule: messenger RNA, 261 nt
Organism: Nyctereutes procyonoides (raccoon dog)
Lineage: Eukaryota; Metazoa; Chordata; Mammalia; Carnivora; Canidae
Product: non-histone chromosomal protein HMG-17-like
Exons: 1
Coding region: 1-261 (86 amino acids)
Biological process (GO): chromatin organization
Cellular component (GO): chromatin; nucleus
Molecular function (GO): nucleosomal DNA binding
Source: RefSeq, a predicted model, not a curated record